Molecule: messenger RNA, 981 nt
Organism: Kwoniella shivajii
Lineage: Eukaryota; Fungi; Basidiomycota; Tremellomycetes; Tremellales; Cryptococcaceae
Exons: 6
Coding region: 1-981 (326 amino acids)
Molecular function (GO): 2-oxoglutarate-dependent dioxygenase activity
Source: RefSeq, a predicted model, not a curated record
AUGACAGCGCCUUUCAACCCACCCGCCGCUGACCUUGCCGGCAAGCCCAAAGUCACGCCUUGGGUACCCCCACCCACAUCCAAACUAGACAUCGACUGGGCUAAGCUCAGGACAAUUGACUUGUCCAUACUUGACAACCCGGACCCCACAGUGGUGCAAGAUCUAGUCGACACCUGUAGAGUUGCUAUCCGAGACGAUGGAUUCAUCUUCCUCGAGCACUACGGCAUCUCAAUUGAGCAACUUCACAGACAAUUUGACAUUGCCCAAUACCUGCACCAACAUAUAAGCGACGAAGACAAGGAGAGACUUCACUGGAAUCCAGAUGAGAGUGGGACUUUCGCCGGUUGGAAGCCAAUGUGGGGAUGGAGGUCCAAAAACGGUCCAGUGGGUCAAGGCUAUUUCCGACAAGCUCUGUAUUACGCUUCAGAUGAUGUCGUUCACGCGAAAGGUAAAGGAACCAGAAUGAACGGUCAUUGCGAUUUCGGUACGACUACCAUGCUGUUCUCCGUGCCCAUCUCCUCGCUGCAAAUCUGGGGGAGAGAUGAGCAAUGGAGAUACGUGCCAUACAAACCCGGAUCGCUUGUGAUCAACAUCGGUGAGACCUUGGAGCUCGUAUCGGGUGGUCACUUCAGAGCGACUAGGCAUAGAGUAGUCGACCCUCCCGCCGACCAACUGAGCUCUGAUCGUCUAUCGCUUGUUCUCUUCCAAGCGUCAGAAGGCGAUCUCCGAAUGGAACCCGCUUACCAAUCACCUUUAUUGCAACGUGAAGGCUGUUUCGACUCUCAGGGGGCUUAUCGGGAAUUCAAACGGUUGCGUGAAAGGGGUGUUCCCAUCCCGACCAAUAGACAAUGGCGAGAAGUCCAAAUUGCCGACGCUCAUCAUCCCACCGAUGCCGCUCCCAACGACAAGAUCGUUGUCAAGGAAGGAAAGAGAUUCAUUCAAAGGGAAUAUCUGGGUGUCAACAUCCUGCUUCCUGCUUAG